AUGCUUUAAUCAAUCAGAAAUCUAUUAAUUGAUUAAACUGAAUUUAAUUUGUAAGAUAACCCACAAGGAAUUGAAAUUAUGUUAGCCGAUACAAAUAAACUACAACCAUUUGUGUCAACCUAAUAUUCAAUUUAUCCAUAUUUUUCACUACCUAUUGCACAACCAAAAGAUAUUACUCCAUAAUUUGAUUUUCUAAUUAUUUAAUCUUUAAAUGUAAUUAGAUAUUGAUAUUAAUUUAGGCUUAAUCAAUUGAGUGUAGACCUGAAGCACCAUGGAUAAGAAGAAAUGAAAGUGGUGUUUUAUUCACAGAUAAUUUGUAAUAAUGUGAAUUAAGUUAAACAGAAAAUAGUUCUCCAGAAAAUUGA
Molecule: messenger RNA, 365 nt
Organism: Paramecium sonneborni
Lineage: Eukaryota; Ciliophora; Oligohymenophorea; Peniculida; Parameciidae
Source: the annotation of a GenBank genome assembly